GUUUGGACUAACGACGCAGUCUUGUUUGAUGGCGAUACACCGGUUCAUCGGCCGCCGUGGCUGGCCGGUCGAGUUUUUCUCGGACAACGGGACGAAUCUCAGAGGAGCCAGCAAGGAAGUGGUGGAGUCUGUGCAGGGCAUCAGCGAUGACUGUGCAGACCAACUGACGAACGCGAGGACGAAGUGGACGUUCAACCCCCCGGCCGCACCGCACAUGGGUGGCGUUUGGGAGCGGUUGGUACGUUCUGUGAAGGAAGCGCUUACAGCGCUCGAUGACGGAAGAAGGCUAACGGACGAGAUUCUGCAGACGGCGAUCGUUGAGGCGGAGGACAUCAUCAACUCCCGUCCGUUGACAUACUUGUCGCAGGAGUCCGUAGAAGCAGAAGCACUCACUCCGAACCAUUUUCUGAGAGGUGCAUCUCCGAACCAACCGUGCGUGACACGGCCAUCUCCCCAACCGGCGGAGGCCCUUCGGGACGCGUUCCAGCGUUCACAGCAGUUAGCCAGCGUAAUUUGGGAACGAUGCAUCAAGGAGUACGUGCCAUCGUUGAACCAGAGGACAAAGUGGUUCGGCGAAUCGAGGCCAUUGCGAGUUGGAGAGGUAGUGUACGUGGUCGAGGGUGCUAACCGGAAGUGCUGGGUCCGUGGAGUAGUUGAAGAAGUCAUCGCGUCCGGCGACGGAAGAAUCCGUCAAGCGUGGGUGCGUACCAGCACCGGAAGGUACAAACGUGCGGCAGUGAAGCUGGCCAGAAUGGAGAUAGAUAGUGGUAACCCUGAGCCGGAAGUGGCCUCCGGGACAGAAUUACGGGCCGGGGAAUGUUCUGGCAGCACUGCACGAGCGCCGGUUACCACACGGCAUGAUUUGGACGAUGAGGCAGCGAGCGUAAGUGUCGGUUGACAGGUGUCAGAGUGACGGAAGAGAUGACAGUAUUGAAAGAGAGAUGGAAAGCCGUCAAAGGAGAGUUGAAAGGAAAACAUAAACAAAGGUAGUGCAUAGAAGAUAGGUGGUCGAGAUAAGAGGAAUAAAGUGGAAGAAAAUUGAAUUAGUUACCAUUUGCGAAAUUUGAUGAUAGGGCAGUUUAAGGAAAGUAACUUGAAAUAGAAUAGUUCCGCGGGUGAUUUGUUAGUGGAUUCUUGAAUUCGGAUCAGAUUUGGUCAGAUGAUCACAAACUAAUACAGUAAGUAGGAAAGUUUAUAUGCAUUUUAGAGCGGAAAGUAACAAAAAUAUUUCGUUGUAUUUCCAAGCCGCGGAGUAAAAUUUAGUGGUUGAUGAGCUGGAGGCCCGACGGGAAGAGACAGUUUAGACAACAGACUUGAGAAACCAGGUAAAUGAAGAGUUUAGAGAAAGUUGAUGUAUUGAACGUAAACAUAACAUUGAUAACAGAUAUCGACGCACGACGAGGACGAGACUUUGCACAGUGGUCCAAAUCGGAGUAUUUCGAGGACAAAAUUCGUGGCUACGUUGCCUGCAAAGGAAGGUAGAAGGGAAGCCAAUAGAGGAGAAAAUCAAACUAAAAUUGUAAGUGAAUUCAUACUAAACAAGUUGUAUUAUCAUUGACGAAAAUGUCAAAUUUAUUACUUACAGUUUGAUCUGCCACAAUAAAAGGCCGAUUCACAAAAAUUGUUUGCGCCGAUUUUGAUCCGAACACUAUCU
Molecule: messenger RNA, 1654 nt
Organism: Aedes albopictus (Asian tiger mosquito)
Lineage: Eukaryota; Metazoa; Arthropoda; Insecta; Diptera; Culicidae
Exons: 2
Coding region: 29-898 (289 amino acids)
Biological process (GO): DNA integration
Molecular function (GO): nucleic acid binding
Source: RefSeq, a predicted model, not a curated record